Molecule: messenger RNA, 2982 nt
Organism: Pezoporus occidentalis (night parrot)
Lineage: Eukaryota; Metazoa; Chordata; Aves; Psittaciformes; Psittacidae
Gene: RNASEL
Product: ribonuclease L
Biological process (GO): mRNA processing; endoplasmic reticulum unfolded protein response; protein phosphorylation
Molecular function (GO): protein serine/threonine kinase activity; ATP binding; RNA endonuclease activity
Source: RefSeq, a predicted model, not a curated record
GUAUCAGACUGGGGACUCUUCAGGACUGUGUGUGUGUCUGCCAUCCAAAACUGAAGGGGAAUGCCCGUCUCUGCCUGUCUGCUGCGUUUUCCCACCUGAAAGCAUCGCUGAGGGAUGAUUUCUUAGGUAACCUGUAAUAAGUCUGAAAUAGCAUUUAUAGCAAGAAAACAGUGGGUUCUCCCCCAUCCCCUUCACCCAGGCACCCCAAGGGAUGUCUGCUUGGGCUGUAAUUAACGCUGAGACCAGACAAGCAAACUUGAUGAGUACUUAUGUCUGGAUUAGUACUAAAGUGGUGAUUCUCACCAAGACAUAGUUCUCUUGGCUGGCACUUAGCAUUGCUGUUAGUUGCUUCUCAGGUAGACCUGCAAGACAUCAAACAUAAAUGUUAGAUUUCACAGUCUAAUGAACUUUUCUGUUUACUAAUUAGUUUUGAGUCCACAAAGCCCUUGAAAUAGCAGCCUAUCCUACACAGUGUGCUUCAGCCAAACCCAGAGCAUCCACCAUGAUGAAAGUACUGAGCAUUGCACCAGUCCCUUCCUUCAGUGGGAUGCCUGAGCUCAGGUGAUGAAAGUCAGAGGUACAGAGCCCUCCCUCUGACCACCAUGGAGGCUACAGCUCACAGCCAGCAGGAGGCAUCGAUCCCUUCCAGCACAGAGACAGAGGAAGACCUUGCCUUCAAGUUAAAUGCUGCUGUGAGGGAUAGUAAUAAAAAAGAUGUGCUGGAGCUGCUGGAGAAAGGGGCAGAUGUGAACUCCAAAGCAGAAAGUGGCUGGACACCACUGCAGAGUGCCGUGCAAGCUAAUGAAGAGGACUUGGUUAUGAUUGGCAAACUGAAGACUCAAUAUAUCCAGCAGAGAAUUCAGAAUACUUCUCAAGGUGGCAUCUACCUUGGGAUCCAUAGUGGGACAGAGGUGGCAGUAAGAAUAAGCUCCAGUACAGAGGGUGACAAAGAGAAAAGGUUCUUUGAACAAUGUAGUAACUGUGAACUGAAGCUCUUCCGGUUUGAGAAAGCAGAAGGCUACGUGUACUUACGCUUCCCCCUCUGGGAGAAAAAUCUUGAACAACAUCUGCAGGAACCAGAAGGCCAAAUGGAUUGCAAAGGUGCUCUGAGGAUGAUCUUCCAGGCAGUGAGGGAGCUGCACUCCCUUGGAUUUGCUCACCAGGAUCUGCAUCCCAGAAACUUUUUGAUAGAUUUAGGUGGCAGAAUUUACCUUGCUGACUUCAAUAAUAAAAGGAGGUUGAUUGAAGACAAACAAGAGCUUGUAAACUCAGAUUUAGAGGCCCUCAGCAGUCUUGUGCUGUAUGUUUUAACAGGGGGUAGGAAGCCCCUUCAGCAAGUCAGUGCUGAAGAUUUAGUUGCUGAUUCCCCAGAUUACAAGGAGGCUCUGGAUCUUGUAAGUAGCCUGGUGUCUCAUGAUGAACGAGGCUUGGAAGGUUUGAGCAUACUUCCGUAUUUCUGGAGCAAACAGAUCAGGUUCAAUUUCCUGAAGACUAUAUGGAAUAAAGUCAAAGAUCUCCACAAUCAGAAAGCUGUCUUUCAAGCUCCUAAUGCUACUGAAAGUUUUCCUUGUCCAUGGUGGACCAAGGAAAUUAACAGAGAUGUUCUGAACAUCAUGGAAAAUCCCAAGAAAGGAAGAUCAUUCAAAUAUAGCAACAACGUCAGUGACCUACUGAGGUUCAUCAGAAACCUGAAUGAACAUCCAGAUAUCAGGAUCAGCAACAAAACAGGAGACCAUGCUGAAUAUUUCCUGAAGCUUUUUCCAGCACUUACCAUUUAUGUGUACAACAGUUUAUGCCAGAAUCCUGAAUACAGUCACUUUGCAGACAUUCAGUACUCUUUUCUGUAGGAUGUCAUUGCCUCCUGUCCCAUGUCCAAUCCCACCAUCGCUGCCUCAUUUUAUGCCCUAUUUCUUCGUCUGCAAAGGAGUGAAGAAAGUGGGUAAGGAGAUGGGAGAGAGCAGAUGCAGGGACAGAGUGUGCAGGACUUAAGCUAAGAAACUGAAGAUGCUUUCGAAGUGUUUGGUGUAACAGGUUUUGGAGAGGAACCAAGUUGAGUGCCAACCCAUGUCCCCCUUGACUACUCCAUCCCUCUGGACUUAACCUGCAUCUGUAAGGUACAGAUCAAGGCCCUGAUCCUUAUGGAGAGCAGGGAGAUGUGGGACAGCCCCCAUAAACCUGAUGUGUCUGAGAGGCAAGAGAAGAGCUCGGGCAUUGCCAGAUGACAUUGGACUCUGCUAAAGGAAAAAGUUCAAACUCCUUGCUAGGGCAAAUAUUCCCUACAGUUUGUACUAAUGAGCUGCUCAUCUAACCCUAGAAAGACAAGAAUCCUCUCUUUUCAGUCUUUCUGAAACACAGCAGCCAUAAGAUGCCUAGGCAACGGCUCAUUAUUCAUCUGAUCUGUUAAAGGUGCACUCAGGCCAGCCUGCUGGGACCUGAAGGACUUCUUUUGAGGAACACAGGAGAUGUUUCCACAAGGAAUGGGUGCAAGGAGCACAAUUCCAUGAAACUGCUACUGUUCCUGACUCAGCUGAAGAAGGUCACUGACAUCAAAGGGACUCCAGGGACUGGUUCCUCCUGGAAAGGACAAGCUCUGUUGUGGCAGGCUGCAUCUGCAAGGCUUCAGCACUUCUGUCUCCAAACCAGUGCCACUGCUGGGGUAUUACUGUCCUGCUAGAUUUGGCUCACUUCCACAGUGCUGGUGCCCAUACAGCUGCAGCAUGCAGCCACAUCAGAGGUCUUGUAUUGGAGGCUCAUAGCACAAACCCAUUUCUGAAAUCCUACAGCAUGCAAUGUGUGUCUGAUUGUCCAAGGGCUUGCUUGUUUCUCCACUAAUGCUCUGAUUUGCACAAUGAUUACAUGUUGUGUAUGGAAAUAUUUCUCAGCUGUUGAAAAGAUUCCUUAAUUUUUUUCAGACUGAGAUUGUUAUUCUUUCAAUUAGCCUGUGGAGACCCAAACUUGGAAUAAACUUGCCUGGAAAACUGA